Messenger RNA from Sesamum indicum (sesame), 2972 nucleotides. RefSeq names its product F-box protein SKIP14. Gene Ontology annotation, cellular component: cytoplasm. Gene Ontology annotation, molecular function: protein binding. The record is from RefSeq and is a predicted model, not a curated record. NCBI's taxonomy places the organism in Eukaryota, Viridiplantae, Streptophyta, Magnoliopsida, Lamiales, Pedaliaceae.
GUACCCUCGCCUCCUUAUUUUUCCCAAGUCCCAACUGCCCCUCGCCCAAUUUAAUUUCAUUUCCCUUCUCACCAGGAUUUUGCCUUCCUACUCUGCAACUCCGAUCUGCAGAGAUUCUUUCCUAUCCCGCUUGAUCUUCCUUGUCGACGGGCUUUCGAUUUUUAAACCCCAGUCGGGGACUUAAUAUCUCUCUGUCUCUUUCUCAGUCGAGUGUCGCGGAAUUUGGGGUUUGGUUUUUGAAGGAAGAGAUCAGGUUUUUUUUGUAUCUAAUUUUUGGCUAGUUGUUUAAUUGUGUUUGUAGGAGGUUGGACUUUUUGUGUUGAUUAAUGAGCUAGAAUACGCGCGGUUCUUUCCAGACCUAGGUUUGCUGGUAUAGUUUGCGGUUCUCUCUUUUCGAUUAUUUGAAUUAGGGAUUCUUUUAUUCUUUUUGUAUAUAGGAGGAGGGGACUAUUAUUUUGUUGAUUGAUUUGGUAGUUUUAGCUGAAGAAAACUAUAUUUUUGGGUCAUACACAAGAAAUACUCGGUGAGAUUUUUGGUGCUUUGUUUUAGUUUGUCAUUGAAAAUCGAGGGUUUUCUUGUUUGAAUCUUUUUAAGCAAUUAACAUAAUCCCCGUAAAAAAGUUGAAAAAGGAAAAAAAAAUUGAAAAUAUAGUAAAAGUGAAAAAAGGUUAAGUCUUUUUUGGUUGGGCUUAAGUAGUUUAUUCCACUUUCCCCCUUUGUUUUAUUAGGAAAGAUUAUAAGAAAGAAAGACCCGAUCUAGGUUAGCUGCAGAGAUAUUGAGAUGGCCUUGAACUAUUCACAACGACCCUUAUUUCCAGCACUUGUUUCUGAAGAUAAUUUGGUGUCACCUAUGAGGAUUGUGAAUGGGUAUUGUAUUGAGGGUGUUCCAGAGAAGAAUAGGGAAGGCUAUGCGAGGCCAUGGCGUGCCAGCCAAGGAGUGACAGAUGAUUGGCAUUUCAAUUGUGGGAGGGAUAGAGUUGAUUGUUACUGCUCUAAAGAGUCGAAUUCCAAAGAUAUUGUUGACCUUUUGCCCUCCGAUCCAUUCGGGAUGGAUAUAAAGACUACUUUCACAGCUAUUUCGGGAUGGCUUGAGGAUUUGGAGGUUGAAUAUGGAGGAUAUGUGAAGAGGGAUACUGGAAAGACUAGUCAGGAUAAUUAUGGUUUAUUUGCUGGAUGGAAUCUAAUUUGGAAUAAUUCAUUAAAGUUCCAAUCAUUUCCCAGUAACUUUCAGUUUAAUGAGAAACUGAAUAAUGGUUUUCAAUCCUUCCCAAGCAAUACUCAGGUUUAUCAGAAACCUGAUGUGGGUGUCCAUUCCUUGCCAAGUUGUGUUCAGGGUAAUGAGAAAUUGGAUGUUGCAGGCAAUGUGGAUCAAAUCGGGGAAGAGAAAGAUAUUGGGGAUGCAUUAGCCCCAUAUGAGUUUGGAUUUCAACUGGCCUGCAACAGGAGGGACAAUGUGGGGUACAACAAUGAGAGUACUUGCUGCAGUUCUGAGCAGCAAUGUUGUGAAAAAGUGGAGGAUGCUACUGAAUCUGACAGUGUGCCCCAUGAAGCUUUGAUUUUGGCUCUUAGCUAUCUCGGAGUUAAUGACCUUUUGUCGGUGGAAAGGGUUUGCAGGUCCUUAUGUUCCACUGUCCAGGGUGAUCCCUUGUUGUGGAUGAGCAUCCACAUCGAUCAGCCUCUUAAUGAAAGGAUCACGGAUGCUCUUCUUUUGCAAUUGGCUUUGAGGGCUCAAGGUCACCUGCAAUGCCUGAGUUUAGUGGAGUGCCCCAAAAUCACAGAUGAUGGUGUGAGGCGCAUACUUGAAAUCAAUCCACGAUUAACUAAGUUGUGUGUUCCUGGCUGCACAAGGCUCACUAUUGAAGGGAUAUUGAAUAGUAUAAAGGUUCAUAACUCUAAGAAAGAUGUUCCGGGUAUAAAGCUCCUCAGAAUUGGUGGGCUUUACGGCGUUACAUACGAACAUUUUGAAGAGUUGAAGUUGUUACUGGGUACUGAGCGCCACAGGAAAGGAAGUUAUCACAAGCCACAUUUCUAUCAUCGAGGAAAUUUUUAUCUUCCAUAUGAUGAUGAUCGGACGAUAGAUAUUGAAAUGUGUCCAAGAUGCGAGAAAUUCAGGUUGAUAUAUGAUUGUCCAGCUGAGGGUUGCCAGGUUACAGAUAAGACGUCUCUUCUUUGCAGAGCAUGCACACUUUGCAUAGCCAGGUGUGCUCAAUGUGGCAGGUGUAUUAAUGACAAUGAAUAUGAGGAAACUUUCUGUUUGGAAUUGCUAUGUUCAGAUUGUUUUAAGCAGCCGCUCAAUUACCAACACAGGCUGGAUAAGAAGAUUGAUCCCCAUGGGGCUUUACGUGAGCCAAGUUAUCACUUCAGUCACCAUGCAUAGGGGAAAAUAUCUGUUACUUAUAUUGGAUUGCUCGAGUCUUGAUUCCUUAAAAUUUGAGCUGCCUUUGAGGUUUGACUUCUGCUGUUGAGCGGCACUACCACAUAGUGGUAUAGUUGUCAUCUUCACACACUGCAUUUGCCGAGUCCAAGAUGGGGGCAAAAAAUCAUAAAGAAAUAGGGAGAAAGACGGAUAUACAUGCAAGUUGCUUACUAGUGGUGGGUUCUCUUCCUCCAGGAGAUCUUGCUUUGAAAAGCUGAUGAUCUUCCUGUUCUGGAGGGGUCAGAUUUGGGUUUUACUUUCAUUUGGUAGGGUUUCUUUGUGAUCUGUCCAGUGUCUUCAGCCCAUUUAUUUUGUCAACAAUGCAAGAUCGGAAAUAUGUGAAGUCUGCUCAUGCAAAGAUAACGACAAGAAUCUGUAUCAUUUCUUCUGAUUUGUUAAAGACAAUUGCUAUAUUAAAACCUGAUUCUUCCUUACAACUCUCUUGGUUGAGCCUGUAUUUCUUAUAUAUGUACUUGACUGUAAAGUGACAUAGUUGGUGUACUUGGGUUAUUAAUCCCACAUUCCACAUUUAUGCUCAAUUCCUUGGGCAUGUAGAA